UCCCUAACCCCCUCCUCCCCUCCCCCCACCCCCCGCCCGCUCCCUGGUCCCGGGAGGAGCCGCCAGCCAAGAUGUCCCGGUCCAACCGGCAGAAGGAAUACAAAUGCGGGGACCUGGUCUUCGCCAAGAUGAAGGGUUACCCGCACUGGCCUGCCCGGAUUGAUGAGAUGCCAGAAGCUGCAGUCAAAUCCUCCUCCAAUAAGUACCAAGUCUUCUUCUUUGGGACCCAUGAAACGGCAUUCCUGGGACCCAAAGAUCUCUUCCCCUAUGAGGAAUGCAAGGAGAAGUUUGGAAAACCCAACAAGCGGAAAGGGUUCAGCGAAGGUUUGUGGGAGAUUGAGAACAACCCCACGGUCAAAGCCUCUGGUUACCAGGUGGGUAAUGAGCUAGGGGGCCUCCAUCCCCCCCCCCCCUCCUCCUUCCUGGAUGCCCUCUGUGAAUCCCCCCUGUUCCCACAGCCCACCCAGAAGAAGAGCUGCCCCGAGGCGGCCGAACGGGAGCCAGAGGGAGAUGGGGAAAAGAAGGGCAAUGCAGAGGGCAGCAGCGAUGAGGAGGGGAAGCUGGUGAUUGACGAGCAGUCCAAGGAGAAGAACGAGAAAGCUGGGAUCAAGAGAAAAGCAGAAGAUGCUUUGGAGAACUCCCCCAAACGCCCCAAGGAUGCAGAGGGGCAGGAAGGGGACAAGAAGGUGGACAACGAAGAGGUCCCCAAGGAGGAGCCCAAAGCCAACCCAUGUGAGGUGGAGAAGAACAGUGACACCGCCGACGCACCAGACACCAAUGAAGCCAAGCAGGAGGGCAAGGAGGAGAUCAGAGACCACAAGGAGAGCCCGUAGUGGCUUCCCUGGAGAGCUGAUCCUUCCCUGCCGGGACCUGGGUGCUGCCCCAUGUUGCCCAUGCCGGCUCAUCGUGUCCAGAGCUCCGGAUGAGAGAAACCACCCCAAAAUGAAAUUUCAAAAGGAAAAAAAAAAAGAAAACUACAAAAAAAGAGAGGAAUGCAGAGCAGCCCGGUACUGACCCCGAGCGCUCUGUGCCUGCCCUGCCGUGGGCGCACGCUUUGUAUUAGUGAUUCCUUGGGGCUGAGCAGUUGAUUUGAAAUAAAAGCGAAUCUUGCCUUUUUAAA
Cinclus cinclus is the source of this 1120-nucleotide messenger RNA. RefSeq names its product heparin binding growth factor (gene HDGF). Gene Ontology annotation, cellular component: nucleus. Gene Ontology annotation, biological process: regulation of transcription by RNA polymerase II. Bases 72 to 833 code for a protein of 253 amino acids. The record is from RefSeq and is a predicted model, not a curated record. Gene Ontology annotation, molecular function: double-stranded DNA binding; transcription coregulator activity. Lineage: Eukaryota; Metazoa; Chordata; Aves; Passeriformes; Cinclidae. The transcript has 5 exons.